Xenopus tropicalis (tropical clawed frog) is the source of this 1545-nucleotide messenger RNA. RefSeq names its product butyrophilin like 2 (gene btnl2). The transcript is spliced from 11 exons. The record is from RefSeq and is a predicted model, not a curated record. Bases 1 to 1545 code for a protein of 514 amino acids. Lineage: Eukaryota; Metazoa; Chordata; Amphibia; Anura; Pipidae.
AUGGCGGUGCAGACACAGGAGAAAUACUGUUUACUUCGGGAGGACCCUGAUCUGCAGAGAAGAGACCAUUGCUGGAGCCGGCACACAGAUUCUGGGACAGGAUUCACAAGAUUAGGCUGUUGGUUGGUGAUUAUGGGACCUGCUAUUCUCAAGAUUGUGCAUUUCUUUGGGCUCUUCAUUCUCUGUUCCAUGUUUGAAGGAUCCCUUUCGGUCAGAUUUACGGUUUCUUCUACAACAUCAGUUGUUGCUGCACUUGGAUCAGAUGUGGUGUUACCUUGUCAUCUGACCCCUGAGAUGAACGCAGAGAAGAUGGAAAUCCGUUGGUUUAAGCCUAUGUACCAGCCCUAUGUUCAUCUUUAUAUUAAUGGGAAAGACGAUUACACAGCCCAGAUGCCACAGUUUGCUAACAGAACAGAACUGCUAAAAGAGAACAUCACUAGAGGAAUUUUCCCUUUAAAGAUCCGUAAUGUCACAGCUCAGGAUUCUGGGGAAUAUUAUUGUUUUGUUGAGUCCACUGAACAUCACGGUAUGGCAGCAGUACAGCUACAGGUUACUGCUGUGGGAAGUCUCCCUGUAAUUACCUCCAACACAUUUACAAGUAAUGACACUGCCUUUUGUGGGUCCUGUGGCUGGCUUCCAGAACCUUCCCUCAUAUGGACUGAUACCCAGGGGAACCGAGUCAUCCCAUCUAUGGGAAAUGUGUACAAAGAUGAGAAAAGUUUCUAUUGCAUCUUUAGUAUAAUAUUUCUACCAAAUGCUUCUAAUAUCACUUGCACUGUCUCCAAUUCCAUAAAUCAGAGCAAAUAUGACUCCAGGCAGAUCAGAGGAAAUAAAGAUGAAGUGAUAAAACGACUCCGGGCGGCACCGGAUAACUGUGAAUUUGGGUGUUUGUUGGAGAGGAUGUUACCCACAAUGCAUCUGAUUCAGUUGGUCGCUAUUGGCUUGCUGUUUGGGGCAUCGGAGUCACAGUCAGGCAGAUUUACUGUCUCGGCAGGACCACCGGUGUCUGCUUCCAUAGGUUCUAAUGCCGCACUGCAUUGUAACUUGGUUCCUCAGAUGAACGCUGAGAACAUGACAAUUAGAUGGUUCAGAACCUCAUUCAUUCCCUAUGUGCAUAUGUACAAUCGAGGGGAAGAAGACCAGUCAAUGCAGAUGGUACAGUUUGCUAACAGAACAGAACUCCUGAAGCAGAACAUCACUAGGGGAGGCGUGGCUUUGCUGAUCCGGAACGUCACAUUUCAGGAUUUGGGGACAUAUUUUUGUCAUUUUGAGUCGGAUAGGCUUCAUGGGAUGACGACCGUUCAGUUAAACAGCACCGAAAUGAAGCCUUUCCCAUCAUAUCACUGCCAACAUGAUAUCCGCGCCAUCAUCAUCGCCUGCUUUAUUAUGUACAUAAGCUUGCUUUUAUGUUUAUGUAUACAAUGGAUGAAGCUUAGAGAAAAGAAGAAAGAAAUACGUAAGUACAUUGUUGUGUUGCCAGCACUUAUUGCUUUUAACAUAGAUAUAUGCUAUACUGCAAAAGAAAAGUUGUCAUGGGAGAUUUGA